Lingula anatina is the source of this 2550-nucleotide messenger RNA. RefSeq lists its product as uncharacterized. Lineage: Eukaryota; Metazoa; Brachiopoda; Lingulata; Lingulida; Lingulidae. The record is from RefSeq and is a predicted model, not a curated record.
AGGGGCAAAGGACAGCCCGCGCGUGUGUUUACGGAAGCCCUCAGUUACUAGGUGAUAAAAGGUAGCCAAUCAUGAUCGAUUUAACUCGAAAAGUUAGAGGUCAUUCAUAGUGUGGAACAAGUAACGUAAGACAAUAUACCUGCGGUACGAAUUCUUACUGUAACAGGUAUAUGUAUUACUGAAGUCGUGAUUUAUAAAAAGAACCGCUGUUACGGUAUAUAUUCUAGAUGGCCCCGAGCUGAUGUCUGACUUGAUCAUCACAGAAGAAAAAAGGAAGACACACAAAGCCACCAUGGCUCAUCAUUUCAAGAUAGCGACCCAUGUAACAUGAGACACAGUGGGUUAAUCUAACGUGAACUUCAACAUGGACGACGUCGUGCGGGCCAAGAGUCGGAGGAGGAACGACAAAGAAGUGGCAGCCGUCACUUUCAACAUGAAGGCACAGCAAAUCCUUGAAAAAACAAUGCAGACGCUCUCUCUGGAAGAGGACUAUGCCUGCAAGCUCAUAGAUUUGGAGAAUCAGGUGGUCCGCCACAAGUACAGACGGUUUAAGGAUAAAGUCGCCAAAAUCAAGUCGUAUUUAGACGUGGAUGAAAUCAUGGAUUUAAGACAGCUCGAAAGGGACGGCAAAAUGAAACCUAUGAUAACUACGUUUAGUUUGAAUACGGAAUCGAAACUUGCUGCCGCUCAAAGAAGACUUAAGCUUAACCAAAAGGAGAGGACAAAAAGUGCCCCUCCUAGGACCAAUAAGACCCCCCAAAACACACCUCGAACGCAGAGGACUCCAAGAGAAACUUCCUGGCUGCUAACUUCAGCUAGCAGCUCUCCGCCACCCCCGGCACCUCUGAGGCGUGCCAACUCCGUAUCAGGGGCGUUCAUAGACUCUCCCUGCCCGGAAUCCAAGAGGAGGCGGAGUUCCAUCGAUGCUUCCGUCGAAACACCGACUGACAGUGAAAAUAAACCCGCGGCUGAAGACAGCAAACCCCGCGUACUGCUAGAACGUCGGGCCACCACUGCUGGCCAACGUACCAAACCUAGAAAAGAACCACCACCUCAGCUUCAACGUUCUCAAACCGCUUUAGGUCACAGAAACGUGAAUCUGUCUUAUUCCUCGCAUGCUGUGGCAGAAAAAGACGCUGAAAAAGCUGCUAGAAAACAAGCUAAAUUGGAAGCAGAGGAAUCAAAACCUCAGCGGACUAGACACAUGUCGGCCUCUUCCGAUUCUUCCACGGGGAGUACGUUUGGCAUAGACCCAUAUAAACUUCGCAGGAGGGCAUUUUUAGCCGGCGAAGAAGACUUCCAGUCAAAAAUAUUCAGCACUAAAAAAGAUAAUUUUCUAGAACGUGUUCAAAGAACGGUAGCGGAAAACCCACCCAGCCGACCCCCCAGUCAAAUGGAUGCUGAACAGAUUAUAAAAUCAAUAGAAAAACCGAAAAAUGAUCGCAAAGAGAACAAAAGAUCUGUUGUGGCUCCAAAGGCCAUCAGACGCUUGAUGGAACGUGAUAAUUCCUUCAGUUCCUUAGCAAACCUUUCAGAAGAAGAACAAGCAAGAAAAUUAAUGGAACAGUGGGAGGAUCUUAAGAAAUGUAGGUAUCUGCGAAUUCCACCAGCGAUGGAGGAUCUGUCGGGAGUGAACACGCUUGCUGUGGAUAACCUUAAACUGCUGCAUUCGCUCCGCUACGCGCCGCCCGACCAGUCGGGGUUCGGAGUGGCCGUAGUGGCGGACAGGCAGGUGCUUAGUAGAAAUAACCUGAAUGCCGUGCCCAGUUGAAAUCUAAAGCGAAAGUCAGUGUUUGCUGUGUUUUGCGCUGAAUUUUGAGAUCCUGUUGGGAAUUAUAAUGUUUGCAUAGUUGCACAUUCAGAGAAGCUUGAUUAAACUAGAUAUUUUACUGCACACUCACUAAAUCGAGGGGGGGCGUUUGGAAUGACAUUUUUUUGCGAACAAUUGCUUGUUAUUGCACUAGAUCUGAAUUUUGAGUUGGUUCUCACAUAUAUCUGAAACUAGGGACUGGAUUUUCGAUGAUAUCCCGUAGGUCGGUGGGUGGGGUGGGCCCAUUUAAAUUCUGCUUGUCUACUGGGUGAAAAGUUUUUGCAACUUUCAAGCAGAAUGUUUUCACUGUGAUGCAACGUAUAUGAGCUACGCACAUAACUAAUAUAGAUAAGAAUCGAAGAUGUGGUGUGCAAUUAAUGAUAAAACCAUCCGAAAAUAUGUAACGCUUUUUAUUUUGUUUCAAUAGUUAAGUUUUUAACUGACUGAUUAAUUGAUCAUGGAUUAUUGAUAACUUAAUUAACUUAUUCAUCGAUAUAGUAAAGUAGUAAGUGAAAGGACAGUAGGUCUAUUUGACCGGCUGCAUGCUAACCGCUUUUGUGAUAUGAACAAUAACUGUAUUAUUUUUUACUGGAAACCAUUCCUGGCUUCUGUGCAAUACUAUUUAUGCCAACAAGUAAGGACGGUGCCUGAUUGUAAUUUUUUAUUGUGUUUAUGUAAAUGCUCGCACGCAGUUUGUAAUAUGUCGUUUUUUGAAUGAUAUAUUAAAUACUAAUGCUUCA